UUUUUUUAUUGUCACUUUUAUUGAUAAAUAAAUUUAUGAUUAUUCAUAUAAUCAGGGGAUGCACAGUAGAAUAGGAUUAUCAAUGUGUCAUUAUGCGUGCGAAUUGAUAUUGUCACGAGGAAUUAAUGCAUUUGCAAAACAAUUAUAUAUAUAUACAUAAAAAAUAGAUGUAUGUUUAGUAAACUUUUACAGAUACAUUAUCAAGACAUGAAAUACACUUCUAGGAAAUUGAUCGUAUAAAAAUAAUCGCAAGGGUCCAAAGAAUGACUUCUUUGAUUACUUAUCUCAAGACUAUCCAUUACUCUAUCUCGCCGAGCCACUUUACUCAAUGUCUUUCCGAUGCACCGUAACCAAUGACGUGUAUGAGCACCCUAUAUUAUACAAAUUUUUUAAUUCUUUAUAUCUCUAGACAUGAGAUUUGUAUAUGUCGGUCAAAAAGCAAUGAUAUUUAUGUACGACAGAACUGUAUGUACAAUUUUAUUAGAUAUUCUCUCGGUAAAUUUAAACUUUAUUAUUAGUACGAAUCAGGAUUUAUGAGUUUUAUACAACAAGAACGGAUUAUUGUUUUGCGGGUAUGAAUAAUAUUUGUGAAAAAGAUAAGAGGAAACGUGAGACUAUUGUUUCGAGAGACGGUAUACGUCUAAUUAUUUCGUAGAUAUUACGACGACAAUCACCCGUUGACUUUAUACAUAGAUGAGUUUAUUAAGUCAAUAGAAUUAAGCGAAAGAGAUUGUAUUUUCAAUAGCUUUAAUGUUUAUUCUAACAAUCUUCUCGGCUCGUGAAACGAUGAUUGACUUAAUGUAAAUUAUGGGAGACUGUGGGAUUGAAACUUGAUUAGAAGUGAUAAGCCGACGCAAAGAAUCGAAGAUAAAUAAUAUUUUGAAUAAACAAAACAAUGUAAAUGUUACAUGCUCAUUUUGGAUGAAGCCAAAGCUUAAAAGAGAGCCUUAAAUACAUACGUGAGUGCCAAGAGUCGUAGACUGUCGUGGAGAGAGGAGUAAAGAAUUUCAUAGGAUAAAAAAGAAGGAAAUAGAAGAAUAUGCAGUGAAAAGUGAAAAGAAAAUUUUAAUAAACUGAAAAAAUUAAUUUGAAUAACGAAGAAAGAAUAUUUGUAAGAAAAGUUUUGUCAUUUUUUUCACAUUUUCAGUGGCUAUGUCUUAUGAUCUAUUAGGUGUGUUGGUAUGGUAUUGUACAAAAAAAAAAUAGUAAUCAACUGCGUUCAUUGUUAAUUAUUUUUUAACAAUCACUUGUUGUCUAAAAGAUUUUUCAAACUGUCGUCUGCGCUUUUUACAAUUAUUGCGGACGAUAUACAGGGUAAUGUGUCAAAGAGAUUGAAGUACACAAUAAUAAGCAUUAUCUCAAUGAUUAUAGAUGACAUGUGGAAAUUGAUGUACAUUGCGUGAUGCUGCAGUACAUUAAAGAGAAAAAUACAAUAAUUCAUUUAACUAAAUCCUAAACAAGACAGUAAAAGGUGUUAUGAAGAAUUACGUGAAAAACAUUUGCAAGCAUAUCACAGGUCACGAAAUUAUCAGUAGGGUCGUCGAACGUAUUACAUGGCUAAAUGCAACAUCCAUAGAAAGACGCAACCAAGUUUUUACAUUCUUCUAUUUAGUGCGCACAAAAUUAAAGAAUAUCGCAAAAUCCACUGAAGCAGUUAAUAUAAAUAAAAAACAAGUCAUUAAAAUUAGUCAUGAAUCAUCCACCGUGUCGCAUUACAGAAAAGUGUCAAAUAUCCCUGAAGAAGAAUUUUCUGGUACAGUUAUUGUACCAGUGAUAUACUGUUAUAUUGUACCUCUUCUCUCUUUCUUAUUCUUUGGUCUUCAUGUUCGAAAUCAUUGUAACAUACAUGCCGCACAAAGUAAUUUCGGUUUACAAAUACAAGAAACAAGAAAGUUAUUUAUCAUGUUUGUUAAACUAUCACCAAUCGCAGCUACGAUGAGUAAUCCAAACCCAAAUCAUAUUGGAUGCCAAUAUAUAAAGAAAUUAUUUAAGAUUUUUCUAACCAAAACUCAUUGGUCAAAGUUCCCUUGAAUCAGACAGGAACCACAAAUUUUGCUUCCUCAUAGAAGAACCUAUGUGACGGUGGAAAAUUUUUGAAAAAAAAAAACAAAUUUUUUGGGUUUGUGUCUGAGAUGCUUCUUGUUGAGCUACGGUUGGUCAUGUCAAUGCGUUAUUAUGUAAUGGUAAUGAACUUGAAGAAAUUCAAACACACCAGCAGUUCCCCUUCUGAACUGAUUACUGAUUUGAACGUCACUACCGACCCCUUGACUUAAAACCAGUUCUCAGUACGUCCGUGACCAUCAAGGAAUCAUCAUCGCAAAUUCGUAGAGCACGCCGUUCUUCAGUCGAUUCAUCGUCACCUUUCCAGAUUUAAAUCAUUUACUGGAUCUACUCAGCAGCAAUACAUGGCUAACGGACGAGAAUGUGCUUCCUGCGGUCCUGGAUACAGGAGUCCAAUAGCUGCCAUGUUGGAAGGACCAAGGGAAAAGAUUUUAUACGUUGUCUGCAUUAAUACGGAUGACAGUAAACCUGAUGUCCUUUCGACUGUCGACGUGGAUCCUGAAAGCCCAACCUAUUGUCAGAUUGUACAUAAGUUAAGGAUGCUGCAUGCUGGAGAUGAGUUGCACCAUUCCGGCUGGAACAUAUGUAGCAGCUGUCACGAUCUUCCUAGAAAGCGGGAUACUCUGGUGCUGCCGUCUCUCAUGUCAGAUAGACUGUACUUGGUGGAUGUGUCAAAGGAGCUUGAGCCAUCGAUAAAAAAGGUGAUCGAACCUGAUGAAAUGCAUGAAUGGGGUCUGUCCACGCCACAUACGUCCCAUUGCUCUCCUACGGGAGAGAUUCUUAUUUCCACCAUGGGUACGCCCGACGGAGAUGGUCUUGGAGAAUAUUUUUCAAUCAACAGUGAAACACUCCAGGUCAAAGGUCGAUGGAGCAAGGGUGAUAAGCAAGCCAGGUUCGGUUACGAUUUUUGGUACCAGCCUUAUCAUGACAUACUCAUUGGUAGCGAGUGGGGAACACCAAGAGUCUUCAAGAGAGGAUUCGAAGCUGGUGAUGCUGCUGAUCCCAAUGUCUAUGGAAGGAGUCUGAAUGUUUACUCCUGGAGCGGUAGGAAUCUACUUCAGACUAUAGAUCUAGGGGAAGAUGGAAUUGCUCCUCUGGAGAUAAGAUUUCUUCACGAGCCUACAGCAUCCGAGGGUCUUGUAGGUUGUGCAGUGAAGUCAGCCAUCUUUAGGUUCUUUAAGAACGAAAAGGGCACGUGGUCUGCCGAGAAGGUCCUUCAGGUUCCACCUAAAAAGGUUGAAGGUUGGAUAGCACCGGACAUGUAUGGCAUGAUUACUGAUAUCUUACUGAGUCUGGAUGACAAGUACCUCUACUUCUCGAACUGGCUCCAUGGAGACGUUAGACAGUAUGAUAUCACAGACAUCCGUAAUCCCAAACUAACAGGUCAAGUGUUACUGGGUGGGUCCAUACUCUCAGAUUCUAAGAUACGCGUCCUGGAGGAUCCAGAAGGGUCAGGGCAACGUGAGCCUGUGUUUGUGAAAGGACGACGUCUCUACGGCUCCCCUCAGAUGCUUCAAUUAAGUUUGGACGGACGACGACUCUAUGUAACCACUUCGAUUUUCAAACCCUGGGAUAGACAAUUUUAUCCUGAUAUAAUAAAGCACGGCUCGACAAUGGUGAAGCUCGACAUUGACGUUGAGAAUGGGGGCAUGAAAUUGGAUGAGGAUUUUCUGGUGGAUUUUGGUGCUGAUAAGGAAGAUAUUUUGUUGGCUCAUGAGAUUAGAUAUCCCGGAGGUGAUUGCACGUCGGAUAUUUGGCUUCCGGAAAAAUAGGAGGAUUUUUUUCCAGUGAUUUGUGGACAGAGUCAGAGCAGCUAAUGGGAACAAGUUUAAGAUUCCUAUAAGCGAUGGGAAUUUAAAAAAAUAUUAAGUUCGCUCUGUGCGACUAUCGAGGGACCGAUUUAUAAUCAUCACAGCACAAUAUUUUCUAACAUAUUUUAUUGUAAUAUAAAACUAAUAAAAAAUAUUAAAUACCUGUUCAAGAUCGAA
Cephus cinctus (wheat stem sawfly) is the source of this 4049-nucleotide messenger RNA. RefSeq names its product methanethiol oxidase. The transcript is spliced from 8 exons. Bases 2406 to 3833 code for a protein of 475 amino acids. Gene Ontology annotation, molecular function: selenium binding. The record is from RefSeq and is a predicted model, not a curated record. Lineage: Eukaryota; Metazoa; Arthropoda; Insecta; Hymenoptera; Cephidae.